Messenger RNA from Guillardia theta CCMP2712, 927 nucleotides. RefSeq lists its product as hypothetical. The transcript has 12 exons. Gene Ontology annotation, molecular function: 8-oxo-dGDP phosphatase activity. NCBI's taxonomy places the organism in Eukaryota, Cryptophyceae, Pyrenomonadales, Geminigeraceae. The record is from RefSeq and is a predicted model, not a curated record. The coding region runs from base 1 to 927 and encodes 308 amino acids.
AUGCUCAACUCAUACAAGACCACAGAUUUCAUUCCCUUCAGCAUUGAAAGUGAACAACUAGGGUGGUUGAGAAAGGAGUUUGCAACAAGACUGCAUUCGCUCCAGCUUGAGACCAAGCAGAAGGUCUUCACCUUCGAGUGGCCCCAGUGCAGUGAAGACGGCUCCUCGUUCAUGCCUGGAAACGUCGGUCUGCACGAGAACCUUCUGUCUGAUCAUCCUCAGCUGCAUGACCGAUCGGCCGCGGUCAACGACAUGGUCUCCUCUGCCUUCAACAAGCCUCCCGCGCUCCUUCUUGAACGGGGUUGCGUCCCGUACUUUGGGGUUGCCGCGUACGGAGUCCACGUGAAUGUACUCGUGAGAGAGGAACGAGGCACGAGCGUGUGGAUCGCCAAGAGGGCUCUUACCAAGGCGACUUACCCGGGGAAACUUGAUCAAUGCGUUGCCGGAGGGCAGCCGCAGGGGCUUUCACUGACCGAGAACGUGGUCAAAGAAUGCGAAGAGGAAGCCGGAAUCCCCCAGCAGGUAGCAGCAACAGCGAGGCCCGUCGGAGCUGUCAGCUACAUGUACGCCACGAACAAGGGCCUGUCUCCCAAGACGCUCUUCUGCUACGAUCUUGAGGUACCUCGAGACUUCGUGCCGAGAGCUCUCGAUGGGGAGGUGGAUUCAUUCCAGAAGAUGCCGAUAGAGGAAGCGAUGCGGUCAGUGGCGGAUCAGGUUGACAUGUGGAAACCCAACUCUGCUCUCGUCAUGAUAGACUUGGCAAUCAGGCACGGAAUUUUGAAUGGCGACGAACCGAACUAUCUGGAAAUCCUUUCCUUACUCCGAAGGAAAGUGUCGUGCAAAGCCAAACACGCAAGAAAGAAGAAAGCUGCUACUUUUGUCACCAAGAUUAUUCUACAAUGCUUCAACAUCACGAUGCUCAAGUAA